ACGAAAUUCAAAAUGAUUUAAUAGUAAUUGCAGAAUCAACCAUUCAAAUUUUCAACAAUCAAUUUUUCAAACCCUAACUCUUCGUUUCACAAAUAUGUUAAAGAUGAAGCAUAAACACAAUUCAUGACAGCAUCUAGAAUACAAGAUUAAAAUAGAUUUUCUAUUUCAACUGAAGGAUCAUAUGAUUAUUCAGAAUCUGAAAAAAUAAAUAAAAAAGGAAAGAUAAUUAAAAUUAAAGAUAAGGACCUUCCUUAACCAUAAAAGUCAGAGACUAAAAACAUUCCUAAAAAUUUUGGAGUCUUAUUAAAGAAAUUUUUAUGUAUUCAUUUUUCUAAAAUUUAUAGGUAGCAAAAAUACUGAUAAUUAAGCCAUUAAAGCCUUUUUGAAAAAUGGAGAACAUAAGAAAAACUUUUCUAGACAAGAUUUUACUAGAUUGUUUAAUGAUCCUGUAGCAGCUGAUUUAUCUAGACAAUAUUUCUCUGGAUUUCAAAUUAUACAUGAUCUAAUGAUUAGUGAAAAAAUAUAAGAUGUCAAGAACCACAUUAAAUAUAUUAGUAAAUUUUAUAAUUCUACUUAUAAUAAAUAAGAGCUUGAUGAACUUAAAUUAUAAUGA
Messenger RNA from Paramecium sonneborni, 613 nucleotides. The record is from the annotation of a GenBank genome assembly. Lineage: Eukaryota; Ciliophora; Oligohymenophorea; Peniculida; Parameciidae.